Molecule: messenger RNA, 1446 nt
Organism: Olea europaea var. sylvestris
Lineage: Eukaryota; Viridiplantae; Streptophyta; Magnoliopsida; Lamiales; Oleaceae
Product: GDSL esterase/lipase At1g28570-like
Exons: 5
Coding region: 47-1216 (389 amino acids)
Molecular function (GO): hydrolase activity, acting on ester bonds
Source: RefSeq, a predicted model, not a curated record
GUUGACUGAGCUAAUGCGAAAGUUGCAGUGAGAGAGAUUCAUUUUCAUGGCUCCUCUAUUCUCCACCAUUGCAUCUGCAAUUCUCUGUCUUGCUUUGUUAAUAGGACGCAAAAAGGCUUAUGGAGAUGGAUGCUACAGAUCUGUAAUCAGUUUCGGCGAUUCACUUGCCGACACUGGGAAUCUGCUUCACAUGCGUCCACCUGGUACGCCUAUUCAAUCUGGGAGAUGGCCUUAUGGGAAAACUUUCUUCCAUCACCCCACUGGACGGUUUUCCGACGGUCGACUCAUUAUCGAUUUCAUUGCUCAGAGUUUGGGGCUACCAUUUUUGGAACCAUUUAUCGAUCAGGUAAAAAAUGCAAAUACGAGUAGCAGAGAUUUUAGUAAAGGUGUGAAUUUUGCAGUUGGCGGAGCUACGGCACUUGAUGUAUCGUUUCUUGAGAAAUAUGGGAUCUUUAAUCCUUUGACUAACAUCUCUCUGAGCACUCAGUUGGAUUGGUUCAAAGAAUAUUUUACCAUAUUUUGCCAGGCAAAUUCAGAUUGUAAAACAUUUCUCCAAACGUCUCUAAUUAUAGUGGGGGAGAUCGGAGGCAACGAAUACAAUUAUGCAUUCGUGCAAGGGGCAAACAGAGAAGUGAUUGAAUCAUUUGUUAUUGCCAUUAUCGGCAACAUCAGUUUCACGAUCCAAGAGUUGAUUAAGCUUGGAGCCAGGACAGUGAUGGUACCUGGGAACCUGCCAAUCGGUUGUCUGCCUUAUUAUCUUUCAUAUUACGAGAACUCGGAAGAGAAGGAAUACGACCCAAAAACUGGUUGCCUUAACUGGUUAAACAGGUUUUCCGAGUACCAUAACGAGCUGCUUCAGAAGGAACUGAAUCGCCUACGUGGUCUUUAUCCUCAUGCCACCAUUACAUAUGGAGAUUAUUACAAUGCUGCAAUGCGCCUUUAUCUUUCUCCCAUCAAAUAUGGAUUUACCAGUGUUCUUAGAGCAUGCUGUGGAGGAGGAGGACCAUACAACUUCAAUGCAUCAGCUUGGUGCAGCUAUCUGUCAUCAACCGAUUGUGAUGAUCCCUCUAAAUAUGUUAGUUGGGACGGUAUCCACUUCACAGAGGCGGCCUAUCGUUGGAUAGCACAGGGUCUAUUCGAAGGACCCUACACCAAUCCUCCCAUCCGAACAGUGUGUUCCUCAAUAUCCAGAACCUACGAACUUUCCGAGUAUUAAUACAGUAUGAAUUGAUUGAAGCUGGAAUUGCGUGCCAGUUCCGUGGGUUGAAACAGCUACUUUCCCUUGCCAAGUAACUUAGUAGUUAGAACUAGCUAGUUUGCACUCUAGUACUCGUAAAAUAUAUAUCUGGGUUUUUACCCGCAAUUUGUGGACGAGUAUUACUAUAAUGUGCCAUCGUCAUGUCACUCAGCAUGAAAUAUUUUGAAGACUCGUGCUUAUUCUCAUAA